Messenger RNA from Fusarium sp. VM40, 621 nucleotides. The record is from the annotation of a GenBank genome assembly. Lineage: Eukaryota; Fungi; Ascomycota; Sordariomycetes; Hypocreales; Nectriaceae.
AUGACACUCCAAACCUCCUCCAAACGACUCCUAAACCUGAAUCUUGGCUCUCUUCUUCUCCGCAAGCAACACAUCCCCCGCCGAACAAAUCUCCUUCGAAUUUCACAGCUCAAUACAAGACUACUCAGCAACUCAAGACCCCUCAAAAUGUCAAACGACGACGAUUACAUGUCCUUCCUGAACAAGGCCAACCAGGACACUGGUGCUGGUGCCUCAACUCAGGAGAAGACAGCCUUCAAGGCCAAGGACCACGGCGUUGAGGUGCCCAAGGCUAUCGCCGAGGUAUGCAAGAAUGCCGUCUACACCUCAGACGCAGACGAGCCAUUCGAAGAGGUGUCUCUCAAGUGGCAGGGCAGCAACGGUCUACCUAGCGAGACUGAAUUCGCCAAGCUCAUCAAUCACUCCUCCCCCGACUCAGCAGACAUCGACAUCCUCGACCCUCUCACCUGGGACUCUGAUGGCAAGUACACCGACGUCAUCGACGCUGUUCGCGAAGCUUCCCAAGGAAACGACGUGCGCGUAUAUCAGGUAUCUAGGGAUAAAACGAGGACCGAAUAUUGGGUUGUGUCUCACUUUGAUGGGAAGCUUAUUGGUGCCAAGGCUCUCUCUGUUGAGAGCUGA